Messenger RNA from Nerophis ophidion (straightnose pipefish), 1587 nucleotides. Its product is annotated as ceramide synthase 2-like. The record is from RefSeq and is a predicted model, not a curated record. Gene Ontology annotation, molecular function: sphingosine N-acyltransferase activity; DNA binding. Gene Ontology annotation, biological process: ceramide biosynthetic process. Gene Ontology annotation, cellular component: membrane. Lineage: Eukaryota; Metazoa; Chordata; Actinopteri; Syngnathiformes; Syngnathidae. The coding region runs from base 135 to 1256 and encodes 373 amino acids. The transcript is spliced from 12 exons.
CUGAAUGGGUCCUUUGUGGGGUGGGGGUGGGGGGCAUUCCAAAGGGAAUACCUGCUCACAGGAACUCCCAAGAACGAGAGCACAAGAGGCGGACGAAGAAGGGGGGGCAGGAGCUUCAGUUUACCACCCAGAGCAUGUUGCACGCAGUCAGCGAGUGGCUGUGGUGGGAUCGUCUGUGGCUGCCAGCGAACGUCUCAUGGGCAGAUCUAGAUGACCACGAGGGUCGCGUCUACGCCAAAGCCUCGCAACUUUACGCCGUGCUGCCCUAUGCUGUCUGCCUUCUGCUGGUCAGGUUCCUCUUUGAGAGAUCUAUGGCCUCGCCGCUAGCUGACGUCUGGGGCGUUAAAGAUCAGAUACGUCAUCGUGUGGAACAAAAUGCCAUCCUGGAGAACUACUUCUGCAAACGAGCGCAUGUUCCGUCACAGGCGCACGUGAGGAGUCUUUGUAAGAAGACCAGCUGGCCAGAGCGCAAAGUUGAAGUCUGGUUCAGAAGGAGGAGGAACCAAGAACGUCCUGGUCUUCGGAAGAGAUUCUGCGAGGCCAGUUGGAGAUGUGUGUUCUAUUUUUUUGCAUUUGUAGGGGGAGUCCUCGCCCUCCAUGACAAACCCUGGUUGUACAACAUCAAGGAGGUGUGGGCAGGUUUCCCUAAGCAGUCUCUGCUGCCAUCCCAGUACUGGUAUUACUUCCUGGAAAUGGGCUUCUACCUUUCACUCCUCCUCAGCCUCACCUUUGACGUGAAACGGAAGGACUUCAGGGAGCAGGUGAUCCAUCACAUUGCUACGCUAACUCUCCUGGCCUUCUCCUGGAUCUCCAACUACAUCCGAGUCGGCACCAUCGUCAUGGCGCUGCACGACUCUGCGGACAUCCUGCUCGAGGGCGCGAAGGUGCUGAACUACGCCAGGUGGCGUCAGACCGCCAACGCCAUGUUCGUGGUCUUCACCUUGCUCUUCACGCUGACCAGACUGGUGCUCUUCCCACUCUGGGUGAUCCACUGCACGUGUGUGUAUCCGCUGGAGAGGUUCGCUCCCUUCUUCGGCUACUACUUCUUCAACGCCAUGCUGAUGGUGCUGCUGGUGCUCCACCUCUACUGGGCCGUGCUCAUAUACAAAAUGCUCUACAAGUGCCUCUUCACCAAGCUGGAAGGCGACGACAGGAGCGAUGAAGAGGAGGACGACAGUGACUCGCCAAAGGAGACGAGCUACACAUGCCGUCACAUCAACGGCGUGGGGGUCCGAGGGCGGGCCAGCGGUCAUUGAUGACCUCAAUCCGAAGUGAACGUUCUUUUGGAAGGACUCCCGCUGGACUCUCUGGGAUGUUUUUGCACAGGAAAAUACGAUUUUCGUCAAAGAACUGAAGGAUGAGCCAUGACCUGAUAUGAAGCAACAUGUUAGCGACGCUUGAUAGAUGCUGACCUUUUAAGGACCCAAGUUGUCACUGACGAUAUCAACCAGGGGUGUCCAGAGUGCAGCCCAAAGCAAUUUUAAAAAAAAUGUAUUUAAAAAAUACUUUUAUUAAAAAUUGGAUUUGAAUAACAAACCGGUAACAAGAAAAUGUUGCAAUAUUGACGCAAAUAAAACAUACCUGCCA